This is a messenger RNA of Glycine soja, 2707 nucleotides long. Its product is annotated as wall-associated receptor kinase-like 8. The transcript has 4 exons. NCBI's taxonomy places the organism in Eukaryota, Viridiplantae, Streptophyta, Magnoliopsida, Fabales, Fabaceae. Gene Ontology annotation, molecular function: protein serine/threonine kinase activity; polysaccharide binding; ATP binding. Gene Ontology annotation, biological process: cell surface receptor signaling pathway; protein phosphorylation. Bases 51 to 2408 code for a protein of 785 amino acids. Gene Ontology annotation, cellular component: plasma membrane. The record is from RefSeq and is a predicted model, not a curated record.
GGGAAGCAUAAACAUCCAUCCUCUACUUAACUUGGUUCGAAGCAAGUUGAAUGAAAACUCCUAAGUACUUAGCCACAAUGAUUCUGAAAUCGGUAGUAUGCGUAAUUCAUAUUAUCACGAUCAUAUUGGUGAUUAUAAUAUGGCCCAUGCAAGUAGAGGUAUGUGCACAAGAAGAUUCAACAACGUGGCCUAUAGCAAAGCCUGGGUGUGAUUCGGGGUGUGGAGAUGUUCCCAUUCCUUAUCCGUUUGGAAUGAACCGUUCGGAAUGCUAUGCAGGAAAAUGGUUUGAAAUAGAAUGCAGAAACAGUACUAGACCUUACCUCAAGUCUAUAGGAUUAGGAGUGGAGGUGUUAUCCAUUGAUGUGAAUGAAGGCACAGUUGAUAUCAACAAUCCGAUUUACCGCAGUAACAACUGUGGAACAAGAACAACCAAACAUCCUGCGGUCAACAACAUAUCGCUGGAAGGAAGCCCUUUCGUGUAUUCCCAGAGAAAUAACAAAUUUGUUGCCGCAGGUUGCAAUAACAUUGCUUUUCUGAAGGGAAAAGGGUCUGCAGUAAGUGGCUGUGUGUCCAUCUGCGACAACGACGAUGAUGUCGGGAACACCAACCUUGGAAGAAUCGAAUGCAAUGGCGAGUCCUGCUGUGAGAAUUCCCUGCCCAUGUAUCUUUCGGAAUAUACCCCAGAGAUCAAAGGUUUAAAUGAGAAUAAAAAAGGUAACCACUGCAGUUAUGCCAUGAUUGUAAAAAAUAAGCCAUAUCCAUAUUCAUAUCAAUAUCAAUGUCAAUAUCCAUAUCAAUAUCCAUAUCAAUGUCGAUAUCCAUAUCAAUAUCCAUAUCAAUGUCGAUAUCCAUAUUCAUAUCAAUAUCAAUGUCAAUAUGGGUACUCCAAUUUACUUGGUGUUGGCAAACUGAAGGAUAUAGAUUUCGUGCCUGCGGUACUUGAGUGGGAGAUUGUGAAUGCUACCCUCAAACUCCCUACAUCUCCAUAUGUUGACUGUAAAGUCACUAAUAUUACAUCUUCACGAUAUAAUUACUCUGGUCGGAGAUGUUCCUGCAGAUAUGAAGCAGACUAUAAUCCUCCUAAUCCCUACAUUGCUGACGGUUGUCCAGCUGAUUAUGAUGCAUAUCCUCCUCCGAAACCCACCGGAUUAACAAGUCGAGCAAAACAGGCCAUAAUAGGAGUUUCUGCAAGCCUUGGAUCCAUCAUUUUACUCCUUGUUUUAUGGCGAAUGGGUAAAGUUGUAUGGCGAAUUGGUAAAGCUGUAAUAAAAACCAUACUGCAUAAACGCAGAGAAAUGUUCUACAAAAAAAAUGGGGGAUUAUUGUUAGAGCAAAUGUUGUCUUCUGGUGAAGUUAAUGAUGAUAAAGUUAAACUCUUCAGCUUAAAGGACUUAGAGAAGGCCACCGACAACUUUAAUAAGAAUAGGGUACUUGGAAAAGGAGGUCAAGGUACUGUUUACAAAGGCAUGUUACCAGAUGGAAAAAUUACUGCAGUGAAAAAAUUCAAAGUUGAAGGAAAUGUUGAAGAAUUCAUCAAUGAAUUUAUCAUUCUUUCACAAAUUAACCACAGAAACGUCGUCAAGUUGUUAGGAAGUUGCUUGGAGACUGAAAUUCCCUUGCUUGUUUAUGAAUUCAUUCCUAAUGGUAACCUUUUUGAGUAUUUGCAUGGACAAAAUGAGGAUUUUCCAAUGACAUGGGAUAUUCGUUUGAGAAUUGCCACUGAAGUUGCAGGAGCUUUAUUUUACUUACACUUGGCUGCUUCUCGACCUAUUUAUCACAGAGACAUCAAGUCAACAAAUAUACUAUUGGAUGAAAAGUAUAGGGCAAAAGUAGCAGACUUUGGUACAUCAAGAAUGGUUACUAUUGAUGCUACUCACCUCACCACAGUAGUUCAAGGAACAUUUGGAUACUUGGACCCUGAAUAUUUUCAUACUAGUCAAUUUACAGAAAAAAGUGAUGUCUACAGCUUUGGAGUAGUUCUCGUUGAACUCUUAACAGGGAAAAAGCCAAUAUCCCUCCUAAAUCCAGAGGAAGCCAAGAGUUUAGCUUCAUCUUUCAUUCUUUGUUUGGAGGAAAAUCGUCUGUUUGAUAUUGUUGAUGAAAGAGUUGUGAAGGAGGGGGAGAAAGAACAUAUCAUGGCAGUUGCCAAUCUUGCAAGUAGAUGUUUAGAGUUGAAUGGGAAAAAACGACCAACUAUGAAGGAAGUCACAUUGGAAUUAGAAGGAAUUCGAAAAUUGGAAGGGAAGUCUAAUACACAAGAAAGACAUGACGAUAAUGAACUUGAGCAUGUUCCAAUUGGAGACUAUCAAUCUUGGACUGAGUAUUCUACUGCCUCAAAUAUAAGCUCAACUCUUGAUCUAAAUAACAGAACACCAACCUUGGAGGAUAUUCAUAUUCAUACCAUUUAACUAUGAUGUUGCUUUAGAGGAGCAUGACGUUCAUGAUUGAUGUGGAGCUUGUUGAUGGACUUAAGACCAAGAUCCGACCUUUAUUUAGUCUUUGGCUUCAAUUGUUGUUGUAGGGAAACAACUUAGGGAAUAAAUGUCAUCUUUAUGAAUUGUUGUAUUUAUUUUCUUAACGGACCUCUGAGACUUGUUAUAUUUGCUUUGAGAUGUUUUGUUGUAGUGCUCUAAUUCACAAUGCCAUUUAUGCUUUAUGACUUAAUGAUGAUUACUAGAUGGUAUGCGAUGUUUAAUUUUAUUAUGAA